AUGCAGUCAGUGCUAGUAACAGGGCAGUCAAUGCAGUCAGUGCUAGUAACAGGGCAGUCAAUGCAGUCAGUGCUAGUAACAGGGCAGUCAAUGCAGUCAGUGCUAGUAACAGGAGUCAAUGCAGUCAGUGCUAGUAACAGGGCAGUCAAUGAAUUCAGUCCUAGUGACUGGACAGUCAAUGCAGUCAGUGCCAGUAACAGGGCAAUCACUGCAGUCAGUGCUAGUAACAGGGCAGUCAGUGCAGUCCGUGCUAGUAGCAGGGCAGUCAGUGCAGUCCGUGCUAGUAGCAGGGCAGUCACUGCAGUCAGUGCUAGUAACAGGGCAGUCAAUGUAGUCAGUGCUAGUAACAGGGCAGUCAGUACUAGUAACAAUGAAGUCAAUGCAGUCAGUGCUAGUAACAAGGCAGUGAAAUCAGUCAGUGAUUGUAACAUGACAGUCAGUACUGUCAGUGCUAGUAACAUGGCAGUCAGUACUAGUAACAGAGCAGUCGAUGCAGUCAGUUCUAGUAAUAGGGCAGUCAGUACUAGUAACAGGACAGCCAGUGUUAAUAACAGAGCAGUCAAUGCAGUCAGUUCUAGUAACAGGGCAGUCAAUGCCGUCAGUUCUAGUAACAAGGCAGUGAAAUCAGUCAGUGCUAGUAACAUGGCAGUGAAAUCAGUCAGUGCUAGUAACAUGGCAGUCAGUACUAGUAACAGAGCAGUCGAUGCAGUCAGUGUAGUAACAAGGCAGUCAAUGCAGUCAGUGCUAGUAACAUGGCAGUGA
Messenger RNA from Saccoglossus kowalevskii, 762 nucleotides. RefSeq names its product putative GPI-anchored protein PB15E9.01c-like. Lineage: Eukaryota; Metazoa; Hemichordata; Enteropneusta; Harrimaniidae. The record is from RefSeq and is a predicted model, not a curated record.